UUGGCCACGCCUGCCGGUGCUCCAAACCAACGAGUCUGUGUCAAACGAGGCGCGUUUCGGCCUCCGCGGCCUUGGUUACGCCGAUUCUCGACUCAUCGCGGAGCUCGGCAAUUGCCGAUUCCCAAUCAAGUCCACCAUCCAACCAUCCUCUCUCCUCCCCGUCCAGCACCGACAGCAUUUCCACCGGCCUCGUCGGUACACAACACGCGAGUACAUGUGUUGUCCGGCUUGUCUGUUGACCUGGCAACACCGGCAUCUGCAAUGUGGGCGCGCACGUCUCCUCGCCUGACCCGAGCCAGGCCACGGCAACUGGCCAUCGGCGAAAGAGCGGAGGCUGCUUCGCUUCUGCCGAAGCAUGCCUUUCUGGGUCAAUCAUGUGUUGCCUCGGCGUCCCGCCCUGAUCGGGCAGAAGAGAGACCAUCUACUCCUGGCUCCACCACCACCACCACCACCACCACCACCACCCACUUGUCUCGGCCGGCCUUUAAUCCAGAUCACUUUGGCCCGGACGGCGGCGUGAUCUGCGCCGCUUGCCCGCGGCCCGUCCGACCCGACUCCGGCCGCCGGCCUACCAACCCGGCGACGGUCACUGUUGCCCUCAAGCACACACACCUCGAGGCAUGGUGUGUUUGUUUGUGUCUCUGUUGGCAGUCUUGGGCAAAGUUAGCGGCCCUAGUUACCGAGAUUGUGCUUUUGAUUAGAUUUGGCAGCUUUGCACAAUUGUCCGCUUGUACUGCUGAUGCAUGCACGUGUGGCUGUCUGCGUGUACAGCGCACAAUCACACUUUCACUCGGUGCCGCUUGGCCUCGUUGGCCUCACUGUACCGUCACAUUGUCAGCUGGGCCGUGUGUUUCUCCGGUCGGUUCGCGUUUGGGGUGGUGGGCAGACGAGGAGGUGUGGUCUGUUCUGCCCUCUCGGCUUCCCGAUCGCGUCGGCCGUGCCAAUGGAAUGCCACUCGCUCGAGUGGUUGUGCAU
Molecule: messenger RNA, 975 nt
Organism: Protopolystoma xenopodis
Lineage: Eukaryota; Metazoa; Platyhelminthes; Monogenea; Polystomatidea; Polystomatidae
Source: the annotation of a GenBank genome assembly